Messenger RNA from Suncus etruscus (white-toothed pygmy shrew), 3137 nucleotides. It is a transcript of the gene INHBB, whose product is annotated as inhibin subunit beta B. The transcript has 2 exons. Bases 1 to 1227 code for a protein of 408 amino acids. Gene Ontology annotation, molecular function: cytokine activity; growth factor activity. Gene Ontology annotation, cellular component: extracellular region. NCBI's taxonomy places the organism in Eukaryota, Metazoa, Chordata, Mammalia, Eulipotyphla, Soricidae. The record is from RefSeq and is a predicted model, not a curated record. Gene Ontology annotation, biological process: SMAD protein signal transduction; BMP signaling pathway.
AUGGACGGGCUGCCCGGGAGGGCGCUGGGGGCCGCCUGCCUUUUGCUGCUGGCGGCCGGCUGGCUGGGGCCCGAGGCCUGGGGCUCGCCCACUCCGCCGCCCUCUCCGGCCGCUCCGCCGCCGCCGCCGCCGCCGCCCGGGGCCCCGGGAGGUGUGCAGGACACCUGCACGUCGUGCGGCGGCUUCCGGCGGCCCGAGGAGCUGGGCCGGCUGGACGGUGACUUCCUGGAGGCGGUCAAGCGGCACAUCUUGAACCGCCUGCAGAUGCGGGGCCGGCCCAACAUCACGCACGCCGUGCCCAAGGCCGCCAUGGUCACGGCUCUGCGCAAGCUGCACGCCGGCAAGGUGCGCGAGGACGGCCGCGUGGAGAUCCCGCACCUCGACGGCCACGCCAGCCCGGGCGCCGACGGCCAGGAGCGCGUCUCCGAGAUCAUCAGCUUCGCCGAGACAGAUGGCCUUGCCUCCUCCCGGGUCCGCCUGUACUUUUUCAUCUCCAAUGAAGGCAAUCAGAACCUGUUCGUCGUCCAAGCCAGCCUGUGGCUCUACCUGAAGCUGCUGCCCUACGUGCUGGAGAAAGGCACCCGGAGGAAGGUGCGAGUUAAGGUGUACUUCCAAGAGCAGGGCCAUGGUGACCGGUGGAACAUGGUGGAGAAGAAGGUGGAUCUCAAGCGCAGCGGCUGGCACACCUUCCCGCUCACUGAGGCCAUCCAGGCCCUGUUCGAGCGAGGGGAGCGUCGGCUCAGCCUGGACGUGCAGUGUGACAGCUGCCAGGAGCUGGCCGUGGUGCCUGUGUUCGUGGAUCCAGGGGAGGAGUCUCACCGCCCCUUUGUGGUGGUGCAAGCACGGCUGGGUGACAGCAGGCACCGCAUUCGCAAGCGGGGCCUGGAGUGCGACGGCCGGACCAACCUCUGUUGUAGGCAGCAGUUCUUCAUCGACUUCCGCCUCAUCGGCUGGAAUGACUGGAUCAUCGCGCCUACUGGCUACUAUGGGAACUACUGUGAGGGCAGCUGCCCUGCCUACCUCGCAGGCGUCCCCGGCUCUGCCUCCUCCUUCCAUACUGCUGUGGUGAACCAGUACCGCAUGCGGGGACUCAACCCCGGCACGGUGAACUCCUGCUGCAUCCCCACUAAACUGAGCACCAUGUCUAUGCUGUAUUUCGACGACGAGUACAACAUCGUCAAGCGGGACGUGCCCAAUAUGAUCGUGGAGGAGUGUGGCUGCGCCUGACGUUGGCGGGGCUGCAGUGGUGGGGUGUGGGGACAGUCCUGGAAAGGCUUCUUCCCGCUCUGAAGAUGACGGGAGUGGGAUGUGUGGUGGGCAGAACGGGGUGGUUCUCUUGGGCUGCCCAGGAGAUGCCAGAGAGAGGACUGAGCUAUUUCCCUCUGACUUCAUCGAGCAUUUCAGUUGAGACCAGACGGAGAAUCCUCCAGCAACACAAAAUACUUGCAAACGCACACGUAGACACGCACAGCCAGACGCAGCCUGCCACCCACACAGCGGCCUCCGGGAUACUAGCAAGUGGAUGCGGUGACAAGUGGCAGCUUAGCUACCAAUGCCUGUCAGCGGGAGAGAAUGGGGUCAGCAGCCCCAGUCCACCAGCUGGGCUGGAUCACUCUAUCACACCUUCCUGCACAUAAAAGCACAAAGACAGAGACACAAAGUGCACAGGAGCCACCAAGUGGGAGAGGAGAUGCAGGCUGGCCAGGGUGGCAGGCUGAGGACCUUUGUGUCCCUGUUGGCCCUGUGCAAGGCCUGUGAUGCCUCAGUAUCUCCUGGUUUCAGUGUCCCUGCCUGGGACCCUUCGAGGAUCUCAGCCACCUUUCGCCACCCUCCUCUAAGGAAAGAGGCCCAGAAAGGACCCAAGCUGUGGGCUGUGGAGCAGUGGCAAUGACAGUUAGACUUGCUGAGGUCCCAGGCCUGACUUCCCUGUGUGUUUGUUUUCAGAGUGGGGGGAUUGGAGAAGGGUCUUUGUUUGAUGCUUUAACCUAGCACUAGCAGUUAACAGGUCAUUCCAGUUGUAUAAAUGAAAAGGGACUUUGCUACUAGGUGUGACCUUUUAAGUUAAAAGGGGAAUGGUUUUGACCAGGAAGAAGAAAUUUGCCAUCUGUGCCCUUGUCUGGGGGAUAUUCUUCCUUGAGGGUUGGGUGGGGACAGGGGUGGGUUGGGGAAAUGACCCUUAGGGAAGUGGAGGAGCCCAGAGGAGGAAAUGGUGGAGGCAUUCUGGAAAUAUUGGGGGUGGGGUACCCAUCGGCAAGGGGCACCAAUCAGUAAGGGGCAAGAGAGAGGAGCAGUUUAGCUGGCCAUGGGGAGGAAAAAAAAAAGGCUUUCAGCUGCUUGGUAGAAGAAGUUGCUCAUCUGGAACCCAGGUCACAGGGCUGACCACCAAUGUGGCCCCUCCCGCUCACCUGCCUGCCUAACUUAACACCUAUAGCCCUUGCCUGGCUGCCUGACCACAUAGGAUCUAUUUGUCCAUCUGUGUAUAUUCAGAAGGGCUUUUGGCAGAGCGCUGCACCUGCUGCCCCAGACAUCCCAGUGCCACGUGAACUAUGCAAUUUAAAGGGUAGACCCACACUAGAUGAAACUGGACUCGUACGACUCUUUUUAUAUUUUUUAUACUUGAAAUGAAAUCCUUUGCUUCUUUUUUAAGCGAAUGAUUGCUUUUAAUGUUUGCACUGAUUUAGUUGCAUGAUUAGUCAGAAACUGCCAUUUGAAAAAAAAGAAGUUAUUUUUAUAGCAGCAAAAAAAAAUACAGUUAAAUGUAUUAUACAUAAUUUUGGAACCAAAGAGGCCAGCAGAUCAGUUUUAAUUUUUAUUAGAUGGUGAGGCCAUCUUAUGAGGUAAAUGUUCUGAACAAUCCCUUGAGUGGCCUGCCAACGUUUCAGGGUAUAAAUGGAUUUUGUUUAUUAAGUUUGAUGUGUCUUUUCUAUCUCACACACCCAGAAGGUAGAGUAAAAUGAACUGGUAGAAUGCAGGUGUGUAUCCUUAAAUCCCCAUCUUUAUGUUUAUUUAAUAAAGCUCCCCCUUAGGUUCUGUUUCAUAAUAAUUUAAAACCAAACAAUUUUUUCCCAUAGACUUGCUGUUAAAAGUAUUUUACAUUUGUGUACAGUUUAAGAAAAUAAAAGAUUGGGUGCCAUGGG